Messenger RNA from Adineta steineri, 579 nucleotides. Lineage: Eukaryota; Metazoa; Rotifera; Eurotatoria; Adinetida; Adinetidae. The record is from the annotation of a GenBank genome assembly.
AUGUCUACCAAAGCUGGUUGGCAAUUUCAAUGUUCUAACUCAAGUUGCUCACCAUUGGCCGUUAUUAUUGUGUCGAAUAUCCGCCAGUGUCAAAUGGCAUGUUUAGCUGAAAUCCAUUGUAGAGCAAUUAGUUUUUAUAAAUCAUCGUCUAAUUGUGAAUUAUUUGCUGAUAUAUCAAACCAAAAUGGCUAUUUAGUCAGCAACAUGGACACUAUUACUAUGAUUGUUAUGGAUGGAACACGACUUCCACCUGAACCGACUACGACAUCAACAACAACAUCAUCAUCCACUACAUCAUCAACAUCAUCAACAUCAUCCACAUCAUCAACCACUUCAUCAUCAACUACAUCAACAACCACAACUACUACUUCAUCAUCAACAUCAUCCACAUCAUCAACAUCAACAACAUCAACAACGACAUCGUCAUCAACAUCAACAACAUCAUCAACCACUUCAUCAUCAACAUCGUCAACAACAUCAACAACAACAACCACAACUACUACUUCAUCAUCAACAUCAUCCACGACGUCAACAACAUCAAUAACAACAACAACAGCAGGUCAGUUAUAUGCUAGAUAA